GGUAACUAAACUCGGAACAACGUUGAUCUCUGGCUUUCAGUCGUCGCGACGUUGUGCGGCUCAACGGUUCGUUACGAGCUAAAUCACAGACACUGUUCGCGAAAAUCGAUCGAUUCUCAAGAAAUUCAAUCCGAUCGUUUCUUUGUUGUUCGUUCAUUUCGCUUGCAAGAAUUGCUCAAAUUGUGCAGCGAGUUGUAUUGAAAAAAGAUAAGAAGCUCGACGUUUUCUUCAUUUCAAAAGUGCGCCAUUAGAAGACACAUCCGUUGGCAAAGUGGAUAUAACGAUAAUUAAUUAUUGUUUGAAUAACAAAAGGAAGUUCUUUUUACUGCGUACAAUUUGAUGACUUGCGUUUUAAAAUACCAAAGAUAAAAACGAUCCAAGAGUACGUUUGUUAAUGUCGUUGAUCGAGACUGCUGAUAACAGAGACUGCAAUAAGAAAGAGGAUUUGGAAUCAGACGUUAUGAGGGCUAAUGCAGCGGCGACCAAAAUCCAAGCGGGUUUUCGUGGGUACCGAGUGAGAAAGCAGCUCAAAGAAUCUGGAAUUGAAAAUGAUGGUUCUCCCGCGACGUCGGAAUCGGAAACAUCGUUCAGUCCACCACCGUUGAAACGACAAGAUACCUCGACGAGGAUAAAAACACUCGAAGACAAAUCAGCGACCAAGAUUCAGGCUGGCGUUAGAGGAUUUCUUGUACGAAAAAGACAACAAGUUGCCGCCGCAGCAGCUACUAGAAUUCAAGCCGGAUUCAGAGGGUUCCGGACAAGGAAACAACUAAAAAAAACUGACCAGUGAUUAUUAAUUAUUUAUUCUUGUAAGAUUAGAAUUGAAAUUAGUAUUAGAGUUAAAAUUUAUCAUUGUUUUUCUCAUAUCAAUGCACAUUCUAUUAGACUAAAUAUGAUAUCGAUAUUCUAUACCUAUUAUUAUGUAGUUGAUAAGAAUGUUAGUCGUUAGAAACGCGAACCGAGUAACAAAACAGAACGAGUAUGCGUUUAUCAAUUUCUAAGUUCUUUUUUUCCUGUGGGAACGAUAAAAAUUGUCACAAGAAAAACAACAUCGAUGAGAUUAAAUCGACGAUCUGAAAUCAAAACGUAGUUGUAAGUAGAAUUUAACAACCGGUUCUUCUAUUUAUCCGUACACAUGGUACACGACAUGCAUACGUAUACAUACACGAUAACUGUUGCUAUACUUGUAGUGCGAACGAUCGACCGUGGAAUCGUACAAUUCUGAUUGACGGUUGUGCAGCGGAGUUUAUUUGUCACUCGAAUACGCUUACUCAUACUAUUCUGUUUCAUCUACUGUAUUCUGUAAUUUGUAAUUAUUCUUUUUUUCGCAUUCUUUUACUCGCCUUUUAUUUUCGGUUCUUGACGAACCGUGCUUCAGUCCCCAAGGUGUAAUGUGUGAUAUUGAAAGGAUAAAAGGGACAAAAAAAGCAGGAGGAUACUAUGCGUUGAAUAGUUAUUCAGCUGCAUGCUAACGACGGAAUCCAGAAGAAGUUUAAUUCACGUUACGGAAUGCGUGAUGAAAAAGUGGGAGUAGGCGGUAGCAUUGACAUAGUUUUUAGUGCACUGCGCGUUGAUAUUAUUAUAGGUAUACGUAUGCUGUUAUUUCUAUACGUCAGAGAGACGAAAUAUCGCCAUGAAUGAAGACGCCAAUCCGAUUAUAUCCGGUCUAAUUGUAAAACAUGAGAAUAAAAUUUAGGUUUUCAGCUUCGUUAAACGCGUCAAUAAACUAAAGAUCAAAGACGAAUCUCUGUUUCGCAUUAUUGCUGUAAUUAUUGUAUUUUAUCAGCUAAUAUCGCCGUACAUUUAGAAUCAAAGAUCUACUCAAAGAACAUUUUUUUAUUAUUACACACCUUGCGGCUCGCUGUCAAUAAAUUGAAAGAAAAUAAAUAAUAU
Molecule: messenger RNA, 1893 nt
Organism: Athalia rosae (coleseed sawfly)
Lineage: Eukaryota; Metazoa; Arthropoda; Insecta; Hymenoptera; Athaliidae
Product: abnormal spindle-like microcephaly-associated protein homolog
Exons: 1
Coding region: 395-790 (131 amino acids)
Molecular function (GO): calmodulin binding
Source: RefSeq, a predicted model, not a curated record